GGGGCGCCGCUUCACCAAACCCGUGAACCGUCACUUCCGGUGCAGAAGAAGACCCGUGACUUUCAGCCUUUUCGUUUCUGGGGAGCGCGACAAAACUAACACCAUGAACAUCAUUCUGGCGUCGCUUUCCCGCUUGAGAGGAAUAACACAUUCGCAAAGCAUCUCAACAGGAAAGCUGGCAGUAAAUAGGAACUCUCACCUCCGGUCAUUCAGCAACUGGCUGGUCCCCAAAGCCGCCGCGGGCCGCCCGACUCCAAGAACCGGACCGCUCUCCUCCCGAGCCGAGGGCGUGGGCGUCUUCCAGCAGUUGCCGUGGCAACACCAGCAAGUCCGAACAAAGAAAGGAGGCACUGAGUAUCAGCCCAAAAACAUCAAGCGCAAGCGGACUCACGGCUGGGUCAAGAGGCUCAGCAGCAAAGGCGGCAUCGAAGUCAUCCUGCGGCGCAUGUUGAAGGGCCGCAAGUCACUCUCGCACUGAAGAGGACUUGGACACGGAAACUACUAGUCCCAGUUCCUUAAUGAGUGGGAGGGAUUGAAAACCGGACAGAAACUGAGUUACAUUUGAGAAUUGGGGGCUGGGUUUCACUUUCACCACCUUGUGUGAAUGGCAUCAUUAAAUGAUACUCAACAUCAA
Nerophis ophidion (straightnose pipefish) is the source of this 634-nucleotide messenger RNA. It is a transcript of the gene mrpl34, whose product is annotated as mitochondrial ribosomal protein L34. The transcript has 2 exons. Gene Ontology annotation, cellular component: mitochondrial large ribosomal subunit; ribosome. NCBI's taxonomy places the organism in Eukaryota, Metazoa, Chordata, Actinopteri, Syngnathiformes, Syngnathidae. Gene Ontology annotation, biological process: translation. Bases 104 to 478 code for a protein of 124 amino acids. Gene Ontology annotation, molecular function: structural constituent of ribosome. The record is from RefSeq and is a predicted model, not a curated record.